GAGGGAAGCAGCGUCCCCCAUUCUGUCCCCUGCAAAGGGCUCAGAGAAACGACCCUGACACAUCUCCCCACCUCCUUCCCUCCCUGGCAAGUGGUACCAGCAUUGGUACAAAGAGCUGCUGGCCUUGUCCCAGCUGCUUCUCUGCUGCCUGCUCUCCUUUCCCCUGCCUUCAGCUUGGCUCUCCCCUCUGCUCUCGCCGGCUCCCUUUCUGCUGGCAGCCCGCUAAAGCACCCGCGCAGACUGACCAGCUGAAAGGAGUCUCAGAGCAAGUGGAUGUCGAAAGUGACUCUUCUGUAGAGGAGGGUAAAGCCCGGGAGAGCUGUAUAGAUCGGCCCCGCCAGCAGCACGGUGAGUGCGGGGGCUGAAGGGCACCGGGGAUCCCAGAGGCUGGGCAGACAGGCGCUUCUCCCCUCUGAAAAGCUCGAUGGCAUUAUGAAGAGGCGGUGCCUGCCACGGGACCAGACACAGCGGCCCCAGAACUCCUCUCCUCUCCCGUUCCCGUUGCUCCCAGCACCAAGAAACAGCCUCGUGUCUGGGUGGAGGUGAGCAGGCAGAAGUUGCGGGCAGCACCGAGCGCCAGCGGGCGACAGGCAGGCACGUGCCCAGGAGCAAUUGCAAUGGCAGCGCUGGUCCCAGCUCGCCAGAGCUGAAAUCUGGAGCUGCUCAGUCCCACGUGAGUGCUGCUGCAUGAGUUCCCACGCCCUGCCAGCUCCCACGCCCCCCUGACACCCGAUGACCGAGCAAGCCAUGGGCAGCGUCCGAGUCAAUCGGUACAGCAUCGUCUCAACUGAAGAGGAUGGACACAAGGUCUCUACGCUGGGCAGCAUGAAUGGGCACAGCCAGAAUGGGAAGGGCCAUGCUCCCCGGCGGAAGCACCGCAACCGUUUCGUGAAGAAGAACGGCCAGUGCAACGUUUACUUUGCCAACCUGAGCAACAAGUCUCAGCGCUACAUGGCCGAUAUCUUCACCACCUGUGUGGACACACGCUGGCGGUACAUGCUGAUGAUCUUCUCCGCCGCCUUCCUGGUCUCCUGGCUCUUCUUUGGCUUCCUCUUCUGGUGCAUUGCUUUCUUCCAUGGCGACCUCAAUGCACCGGCGGUGGCAGGUAGUCCCUCUCUCCUCAAGCCCUGCAUCAUGCACGUAAACAGCUUCCUGGGGGCUUUUCUUUUCUCAGUGGAGACACAGACAACCAUCGGGUACGGCUUCCGCUGCGUGACUGAGGAGUGCCCGCUGGCUAUCAUGGCAGUCGUGGUGCAGUCCAUCGUGGGCUGCGUGAUUGACUCCUUCAUGAUUGGCACUAUCAUGGCCAAGAUGGCAAGGCCCAAGAAGCGGGCCCAGACCCUCCUCUUCAGCCAUCAUGCGGUCAUCUCCGUGCGGGAUGGCAAACUGUGUCUCAUGUGGAGGGUGGGCAACCUGAGGAGGAGUCACAUCGUGGAGGCCCAUGUCCGAGCUCAGCUCAUCAAGCCCUACAUGACGGAGGAAGGGGAAUACCUCCCCCUGGACCAGCGGGACCUAAAUGUGGGCUACGAUGUGGGUCUUGAUCGUAUAUUUUUGGUCUCACCCAUCAUUAUCGUUCAUGAGAUUGAUGAGGAGAGCCCCCUCUAUGGGAUUGGCAAGGAAGAGCUGGAGACGGAGAAUUUUGAGAUUGUGGUUAUUCUGGAGGGGAUGGUGGAAGCCACAGCCAUGACCACACAGGCACGAAGCUCUUACCUUGCUAGUGAAAUCCUUUGGGGUCAUCGCUUUGAACCAGUUGUGUUUGAGGAGAAGAACCACUACAAAGUGGAUUACUCGCGCUUUCACAAGACAUACGAGGUAGCUGGCACACCUUGCUGCUCAGCGCGGGAGCUGCAAGAAAGUAAGAUGACCAUCCUACCUUCUCCUCCACCUCCCAGUGCCUUCUGCUAUGAGAAUGAGCUGGCACUUGUCAGUCAAGAUGAAGACGAAGAUGAUGAUGAAGUGGGUGUGGUAUUAGGGGGCAACACCAAGGAGGAGGGAGGUAUCAUCCAGAUGAUGGAUUUUGGAAGCCAUCUGGACCUGGAGCGGCUCCAGGCAACUCUGCCUCUAGAUACAAUCUCAUACCGCAGGGAGUCAGCCAUCUAA
Vidua chalybeata is the source of this 2100-nucleotide messenger RNA. It is a transcript of the gene KCNJ4, whose product is annotated as potassium inwardly rectifying channel subfamily J member 4. The record is from RefSeq and is a predicted model, not a curated record. Gene Ontology annotation, cellular component: plasma membrane. Gene Ontology annotation, molecular function: inward rectifier potassium channel activity. Bases 733 to 2100 code for a protein of 455 amino acids. The transcript has 3 exons. Gene Ontology annotation, biological process: potassium ion import across plasma membrane; regulation of monoatomic ion transmembrane transport. NCBI's taxonomy places the organism in Eukaryota, Metazoa, Chordata, Aves, Passeriformes, Viduidae.